GGAAGUUAGUUCCCUCCCAACGAUACAGUUUCUUACUUUAUAUCGACAUUUUGUUUUACUAAUACAUGUCUUUGUUAUUAAUAUUCUAUAUUUGUUGACAAGGAUACAAAAUACAUGGCAUUUUUUUGAAGUUCUAUAAGUGAAAAGACUGGCGGAGGGAUCUUACGCACUGGCUCUCGUUUGGAGCGAGAUUUGAAUUGCUCUCGGAUUUUAUCGUUUGUAUUCUUAACCUCAAACAUGUAUUGAGAUGUUUUUUAUUUUUUUAUAACACAGUUAGCAAUACAUGUGUUUUCCAUUUUUGUAUUGUUAUAAAUACACGCAGGAGACAUCACUAUUAUUUGCCAGAUGGCUACCUUGGAAAAUAACACUGCUAGCACUGAUGGAGAUCAGAAGGAGAACAUGUUGACCCCCUCAAAAUUGGACUCUCAUCCGGUUUUAAAUGACACCACCGCCCCCAUGAUGUUCUCCAACCUCACGCCUAGUCAGUUUGGCAUCUCUGUCCACAGCUUUACUCCUACGUCAUUACCAAACCACAAAGAUAAGUCUCGUCUGGCACAAAUGAAGGCUAGGCGGAGGUCCUCCGUUGGUGUCCGAGGCUCCCCAGAGACCAACUCCCUGAUCCGCUUCAUUGCACAGCAGAGGAUGAAGACUCCGCUAGGCUCCAGAACUCCAGAGCCCGUCAGGAGUGGGCCUUUACUUCCCCGAGUGAACGCCACACUGAGGCAGAAGAUGGCCUCCUUCCAGAGCCUGAUGGAUAUGGAGGAGAGUGUGAUCUGUGAUCCCGUGCCAAAGCAGGACAGCAACACUGGAGGAUGCAUCAAGACAAGAGAUUAUCUGUCUGAUGGGAACAGCCCUUAUGAAGGGAAGGAGAACCACCACCCAGUGACGCCACCCAGCAAGAGCAGGUGCCUGGGGCCCCUGCAGGGCUGCGGGAUGGAGUUUAGAGAGGCUCAUACCCUCCCCUUCAGUUUGAAGGAGCAGGAGGAGAAGGAAGAAACAGGGACGCUGACACCCAGUGAAACUGUGCACGAGGCCCACGCUCUGCUUGUAUCCCAAAACCUUCACGAUGACUUUGAGAUCCUCGCCUGUUCCCAUGCUAAGAACCAACAGGACGGGGUCUUUGAACUCCAAAGCUCUGGUCAGACACCACCUGAUGAAGCUUCAGCCGCUUCUCCAUCCCUGCCUUUCUCCCCCUUCUCCCUCCCCUCUCUGCAGGAGAUGAAGCCCCCAGGAGAGGAUGCGUUUAAGACAAAGAAGAAAAGUGUGCGCUUUGGAUGUCCGCUCUCUCCUGAGUUCUUUGAUAAGGCGCUGCCCCCCAGCACCCCGUUAAAGAAGGGGUCCACCCCAGCCCGAGCCCCCACACCUCGGUGGAGCUUACACCCGCGCUCGGUGCUGAAGACCCCGCAGAGGAUCGAAUCCCAAACGCCACAAACUCAGCGGGACCUCAGCAGCCCCACGGAUUUCGGAGCCUCGCCGACACUCGCCAUACCUCGCAACCGCAGAGUGCCGUCGGUGGAAGAAGACCCUCAGGAGGAGGAGGAGGGAGGAAAGAUCGUUUUCCCUUCAAUGGAGGAUAUUGACGCUGAAGUAACAGAAGAUACAGAGAGGACGUGGGACCAACAGCCGCUAACGUUAGACACUGCUUUCCACGAGGAGUGUCUCUCUAACAGUCUGACAGAGAUUGAAGCUUCUCUCUGCACACCCUCCCUGACGGAUGCUGGGGACGAGCCUUCAUCACUGCCAGAGGAGGAGAAGCAACCUGAAGCAGAACCUGAAGCUCCGACCAAGUCUAGAAAACAAAGGAAAAAGCAGCCAGCAGCAGACCCUGCAGCCGGCAGCGAGGCUCCCUGUCGCUCCACCAAGAGAAAGAGAAAGCAGCCCGAGGAGAUGGUGCCCGCGAUGAGGCCGACGCGCUCCGCUGCCAAGUCAGCCGUGGGGAAGAUGAAGGUAGCGACUCGGCGGAGGUGGAGCAGAGACGUGGACCGCUCCAGGUACGGCCUCCGCGUGUACGUCUGCAAAAAACCCAACCUGAGUCCCAUCGCAGAGAAGCCGUCCCCCCCCAGACUGACUCUAACUACACAGAGGGAGAGGAGCAGUGGACCGAAGAAGAUGAAGGUCAGUUGUGCUGACGACUUCCUGCUCAUUAACCAGACUGAAGGAACCACAGAGGAGCUGCGUGAAGUCGAACACACUACAAACCAUGAAGUAUCCAGGGAGACCCCGGUACCAGAGGAAGAAGUAGACGCUGAACAAAACCUCCACACUCUUGCACAGACUCCCUGCACAGACUCUGAGGGAAAGUUAGAAAAUCAUGGCAGUGUCGACGCUCCAAACUCAGGGGGAGGGUCUCACAAGACUUUGGCGGUUCAGAGGAAAACCUCUCGGGGCAGGAGGAGCUCUCGAAACAUCUGUGUGAAGAUGGAGCAGGCAGAGCCGCUUCAAACGCUCCCUGACGAGGAGGCGCCGGAACAGGAAGACAACAUCCGGUCCAGCUCCGACAGCCAGGAGGAGGGGGCGGUGGCCCCCCUUGACCUGGCCCCCUGGGAGGAUUACGUAUAUUUUGAGGAUGUGUUCAAACCUGUGGCCAGCAGAGGGCGCCGCUCGGUGCGCCGGAGCAUGAGGAACCAGAGAGGCGUGAAGCAGGACAGCUCAGCGGGGGGGAUGGCCUGGGUCCCCCACACCUCCCCUGAGAGCCUGAAAGAGUCCCGCAGGAAGAACAGGGGCCAUGGGCUCAGGGUUCCCCCCCUGACCCCCCCUCUCAGAAACCUGCGCUCCUUGAAGAACGCUCAUCAAAACUAACAUCCAUCACACAUUCAUGCAUAACCCCCCCCCCCCCCUGUUUCCUCCAGA
Trematomus bernacchii (emerald rockcod) is the source of this 2850-nucleotide messenger RNA. RefSeq names its product cell division cycle associated 2 (gene cdca2). NCBI's taxonomy places the organism in Eukaryota, Metazoa, Chordata, Actinopteri, Perciformes, Nototheniidae. The transcript is spliced from 15 exons. Gene Ontology annotation, biological process: regulation of chromosome segregation; regulation of mitotic nuclear division. Gene Ontology annotation, cellular component: nucleus; chromosome. Bases 346 to 2799 code for a protein of 817 amino acids. The record is from RefSeq and is a predicted model, not a curated record.